Messenger RNA from Mya arenaria, 4988 nucleotides. RefSeq lists its product as uncharacterized. Lineage: Eukaryota; Metazoa; Mollusca; Bivalvia; Myida; Myidae. The transcript is spliced from 22 exons. Gene Ontology annotation, biological process: regulation of DNA-templated transcription. The coding region runs from base 59 to 4339 and encodes 1426 amino acids. Gene Ontology annotation, molecular function: DNA-binding transcription factor activity, RNA polymerase II-specific; RNA polymerase II cis-regulatory region sequence-specific DNA binding. The record is from RefSeq and is a predicted model, not a curated record.
AAUGGCGGUGUGAACGUGGUUAUUAUCUAAGCAAAAAUAUCGCACGUAUUCCAUCGAUAUGUCAUCGAAACUGAAAGCUCGUGCGGGAAGAAAGGGGCCGGUAGAUUUAAAUUGGGUGUUAAAGUACUUAAAAGAUGGCUUGUAUCCCCCUGGCCUUAAUUUUUCUGAGAAACGUAUGGUUCGCAAACGAGCGGAACGAUUUUGCUUUUUGAAGGAAAAACUUUAUUAUGUGGGAACACCAAGUGAUCAAAAUUUAGGUAAACAAACGAGACUUGUUCUUCUUACUGAGGAAGAAAGAUGGAAUGCCGUUGCAAACGCCCAUGUUGACCCUGAAGGCACGCAUCGUGGUUUGGAGCGCACAGUAGAAGCCAUCUCAGCACAAUACCACUGGAACGCAAUUUACAGUUUCAUUAAGGACUACAUCCGACAAUGCCCUGUGUGUAUCGAGCGUCACCCCAACAUGCUGGCUCCGAGUGGGCGUACAAGUCAGGAAACAAUUACGGGGGAGGUAGACAGCAAUGGGAUGGUCGAAGAGAUUGUUGUACAAUAUGUGGAGGAGGUCGGAUCAAGUGCAGCCAACAUCCGGGAGCAAAUACCACCUGAUCUGGUUGAUUUGAGUCUGUUUGGCCCAUUUGACCACAGUGGGUCACAGAAGUUUGUUCUUGUAGGGUCCGGGAGCCAGACAGCCUGGCUCGAGGCAUUUGUCCUGGAGGAAGUCACAACAGAGGUUCUAAUACAACACAUACAGGAUAUGAUUGUCAAGUAUGGUGAAAUCAAACAGGUGUCAGCUAGUGAAGGGAACAAGACGCUACUGCCCGUGCUGCUGUCUGCAUUAUGGGCACUGAAGGAAGAAUCUGGCUUGGAUAUCAACCUCAUGAAGAUAGACCAUACAGAAUCCAAGUUAUUAAAUGAAGCAAAGAGUUUUAUAGAGGCGUUCAUCCGAAAGAAUCCAGACUUAUGGCCGGACAAAAUUGAUUUCUGUCUUCUUCCCUUACGACUUGCCCAGCAACAUCCAAGCGCCAGCAGUUUGGCCAAUAAGAAGACUGAGAGGGAAUCUGAUGAGGGAAAGGCUGCAGAGGCGCUUAUGUCAGUCCGGAGAGCUGCCAUGUCUUCUGCUGCAGAGUUGACCCCACCCACCAAGGUCUCCACAGUCACCACUCCAACAUACACUGGUUCUGGAAUUAUUACCAGAGGUAGGAGGGGCAUAACAAAGCCUAAAACUUUGGAUCAUGACAGUUACGAAACUCCUGCCAAGCGAAGAAUGGGAGGUCCCCCAAGCACUGACAACUCUGCAAGAAAACAGGCCAGAGUUGAGGUGGUAACACUUGACUCUACCACUAUCAGCCAGGACACACCUAGUAACCAGGCCAGUACUUAUGAAGAAGAAAGCAGUGAUACAGACACUUCAGCCAUGAAUGUGCAAAUAGAGUCAACUGGAAAAACUGUUGACCUUGACACUUACUAUGAAGCCAUCAAACUGUACAUAGACAGUAACAGUUACCCGAAAGGCUCCUCCCGAAACUUCAAACGACUGAUACGAGACCAGGCCAAGAACUACAGCUCACAUAAUGACAACCUGUAUCAUAAAAUUGGGGGUCGUGGACAACAGAAGAAGAUCAUUAUGAAGAAGGAAGAUAGGCAUCAGUUACUAAGGGAUGCUCAUUUAAAAAUGGGUAAGGCUACAAUGGCGUCACAGUUGGAGUCUGUGCAUUGGAAGGGUAAGAUGUUGGAUUGUGAGGCAUUCGUGCUCGCCUGUCCCCACUGUGACAAACACCCUGCUAGCAUUGUUCGAGAUGCCAGUCUAAGGAACCUCCUAGAUGCUACGUAUUAUCACACACAGAAGCAGCUGCAGCUGGAUCGAGAGGACAACUAUACAGAAAUCAGCAAUCAUCUGAUAUACGAGGUUUUUUCUGACGAGUCGGUCGCUUUGAGGCUUGAACCAAUCAAACGACAGCUGAAGAAUUUCCGCAUUCAAGAUGGAGAGCUAUGGCACUGUCUGGGGAAUAAACUACAGCAUGUGCUACAAACGUCAGCAGAGAGAAUGAGUGCUAUUGCCGAGGCCCAUGUUAGGAAAGGCACUCAUUCUGAUUUCAACGCCACUUACCACCAUCUGUCACACAUGUUCUGGUUUGGUAUGAAACUGGACGUGAAAGUCUACACGUCCCUCUGCUGUGUGAAUGAGAACCGACAGUUGCUGGAGCGAUACUUUAACUUCAGGGAAUACCACAUGAAUAAUCCACCAGAAGAUAAUGUGGAGCCUCAAGCCCAGGAGGCUUUGUCCUCAAGCGAACAACAUGGUAGCUUGGAAAGCACAUUGCCAGCCCAACAUUCCCCAGGGGAUGAACCCAGUAUGGAAGAGACAACAGUUGAGGAAGUCUCUGCACAGGAGUUGGUCGAUAUUGUCGCUGACGGCACACAGGUUUCAGCUGUGCAAGAUAGAAUGCAAUUCCAAGCUUCUGCAAUCAACACCACUGUGGUAUCAUCUUCAAUAGAAAUGGACACGGCCACUAGCCAGCAGCUGAACUCCGGCAUGGUUUCCAUGGAAACAGAGUCAAGUGGAGAGAUAAUGGGGCCAAACCAUGGUGAGACGAUGUCAAUGACCUCUGUUGUCACGGAGACAGGAGAUGCUGGUGGUGGUUACAUGGAAACAGGGGAGGCUACUGUAGAAGUGAACACCUCUGAAAUGCCAAAGUUGACCCAGAAGCCAAGCUGUGUGGUAGUGCGACUAACACCAGAUGGUCACACGGUGAUCGUGAACGAGGAUGGAACAGAGACAGUGGCUCGCCAGGCGGGACAGAUGAUAAGCACCAAUCCAUCCACCUCGAACAGUGACAGUGUCACUCUCGCUGCGGUCAAAUCCAUACUUCAGGAUGCUGGAGCACUGGAAAGUCAUGAGUAUGUAGUGGACACGUCCACAAUAUCCAUGUCCACUCAAAUACCGUCAACUGACCCUCAGGCAGACCACAUGGAAUAUAUCGCCACGGGAGCUACACAGACAGAGGACGGUGAGGAAAGUGAUGAAUGGAUUUACGACACAGAUGAGGACGAGGAAUUGGAGGGGGAAACAGGGUACGAAGAUUACAGCGUAACUGGUGGGGCUGAGGAUGGAGACAGAUCCCCGGAAAAGAAGAUCGUCACGCCCAGACAACAUUUCAAGUGUAGCCAGUGUAACAAGAUCUUCUAUGGACCACUCAAGUUUAAAAUGCACAUGUACAAGCACACAGGCCAGAAACCGUUCCCAUGUAACCAGUGUCACAAGAAAUAUACAAACAAGAAAUCUCUUGUCAUCCACCAGCGAUCACACACUGGGGAACUGCCAUACCUGUGUAGUCUGUGUGGUCGUCGCUGCCCGAGCAAGGUAGCCCUGAAAUCCCACUUGAAGUGUCAUGAUGGACAGGGUGGGGGAUUCCCAGCCGAGUGUGACAUCUGUCACCGUAUGUUCUCCCGGAAACACCUCAUGGAGCGACAUCGUCUACACAAACACCUCAACCAGCAGACAGAGUUCAAGUGUACAGAAUGCUCGAAGGUGUUUGGCCAUCAAAGAAGUCUCAGACGUCACUUCAUGUCAGCCCACCUAAACGUUAAGAACCAUGUAUGUGGUUUGUGCGGGAAGUCGUUCUAUCGUAAGGAGUACCUGACAGGCCACCUUAUCCAGCAUGGCGGGGCGGUUGCAGAGGGCCUGGCAAAUCGGAAGUCACGCACAUGUUAUAAGCCCCGCCCGUCUGUGUUUAACCAGGACUCUGUGGUGCUCGCACAGAAAGGGGACGGGGAUAGCAGUGAGAACCAGGAGGGUCACGGGGAUCUCCUCGAACACCAACAGGUGCAGAGGAUCAUUCUUCAUCAAGAUGAAAACGGGCAGUUACGGGUGGUUGACAUGGCAACAGAACAGGAAGUGACGAGAAUGCUGGAUGCUCAGGGAAUCCGGGAGGGCAAGGCCGGGGAAACAAUGGUUGUCAAGAUUGAGGAACCUCGGGGAGAGCCACAGGUGGUUCAUGUACAGAAAGUUGGUGGGGAGCUUAUAGAAGUCCCGGUGGAAUACCAGCCCAUUGACACAGACUCUAUCUCUGGACAGAAUACAGAUGUGAGUGAGCAUUACAUCUACACGUCCACUCCAAGCGGUGAGCUAUCAGUCCACACCAGCAUCGGGGACGUCACAUCCCUCCCCAUGGGGCCCGAGGAUCCUGGGGAUGGGGGCCAGGAGCUUGUGUAUGGUCAGCCUGCUGUCCAGUAUGAGGUCGAGUGUGUCGGGGAUGUUGGUGAUGAGGAAGCCCUGUCGGCAAUCAACCUGCUGGCACAAGCAUCAGCUCAACAGUAUGAGAAUGUCAUAUCACAGAUAUAGAGCCUAGAAGAACCACUAACUGAUGGAUUUAAGCUUUGUCUUCUUUAAACUACUGGCACAAAUAUCAGCACAACAAUAUGAAAAUGGCAUCUCACCUGUCUCGAGGACUUGGCCUUACUGUAAAUGUUUUGUCUGCUAUAAGCCUGCUGGCACAAGUGACUGCAAAACAGUAUGAGAAUGUCAUCUCACAGACAUUGAUCCUAGAAGAACCACUUUAACAGGGGGAUAAAAGCUGUUUGAUUUAAGCCUUUACACAAUGGUAUACGAAUGUCAGAUCACAGAUUAAAAGGAACCAGUUGGCAAACAUUAAAAAGAACUCAUGUGAACCUACAUGUGUCUGAUCAUUGUGACGUCUAAUUGAGAAUAUCAUCUCAUAGAUUCCAUCAUCCAUCUUGUCAGUAUUCUGCAAGUUUAUUUUGUUAUUCGUAAUAGUAUACUAGUACUUCAAAGGCAGAUGUUUUUAUUAUAUGUCCCUUGUUUGUUUGGACAGACUUGUAUCUAAUCAUGUUAUGAAGUCAAGGAAUUCAUAAUGUUAAUACAUUUGUACUAACAUUUUAGUGUACAUUUGUUUAUUGAUAAGCUAGCUUGUAUAUAUUAUUAUGUUAUGAUGUUAAAGUUACAAAAAAUAAACUGAUCAUUUAAAUGAACA